UUGAUGUGCGCCUAGUACGGUCACACUGUUCGCACGUUUUGUGUUAAAAACAAAUAUGAAGAAGAAAACAAAAUCGCUGCCGCCGCCUCCACAAAAUGCUGAGGAAAGCGAGGACGAUGUGGAGCAGCCACAGGAAGACAACGAAAUUGAGAAGGACGACGAUAACGACGAAGACGAUGAUGAAAUGGACUUGGCCAAUUUCAAUGCAUCCGCCAAAGCGGCAACAGCAACAGUGCCAAAGAAACGGAAAAAGGGCAUCAUCUAUAUAUCAAAUAUCCCCAAACACAUGAAUGUGACGCGAAUGCGUGAAAUACUCAGUGACUUCGGCAAAGUGGGACGCAUCUAUUUGCAGCCCGAAAAGCAACCAGGCGGCCCAGACAAGGCAAAGAAGAAGAAUAAGCGCAAAAAGUACAAUAUACAUUUCACCGAGGGAUGGGUAGAGUUUGAAUCGAAACGCAUUGCCAAACAAAUUGUGCCGCUGCUCAACAAUAAGCAGAUAUCAACGCGGAAGAAGUCGCAGUUCUAUGACUCGCUGUGGAGCAUGAAGUAUCUGCCACGCUUCAAAUGGGUGCAUCUCACCGAGCGUAUGAACUACGAACAGGCGGUGCACAAGCAACGCUUGCAGACGGAGGUCUCGCAGGCGCGCAAGGAGACCACAUUCUUCCAGAACAAUCUGGAUAAGAGCGAACACCUCAAGAAGUUGGCUAAGAAAGCUAAGAAGCUGGAAAAAGCGUAGUUACAGCUUAAUGUGUUUACUAUAUUUUUUUUUUUACUAAACUAGUUCAAAAAUAUAUACUUUGGCGCUA
Drosophila nasuta is the source of this 806-nucleotide messenger RNA. RefSeq lists its product as uncharacterized. The record is from RefSeq and is a predicted model, not a curated record. Gene Ontology annotation, molecular function: RNA binding. NCBI's taxonomy places the organism in Eukaryota, Metazoa, Arthropoda, Insecta, Diptera, Drosophilidae. The transcript is spliced from 2 exons. Gene Ontology annotation, cellular component: nucleolus. Gene Ontology annotation, biological process: endonucleolytic cleavage to generate mature 5'-end of SSU-rRNA from (SSU-rRNA, 5.8S rRNA, LSU-rRNA); small-subunit processome assembly; endonucleolytic cleavage in ITS1 to separate SSU-rRNA from 5.8S rRNA and LSU-rRNA from tricistronic rRNA transcript (SSU-rRNA, 5.8S rRNA, LSU-rRNA). The coding region runs from base 56 to 736 and encodes 226 amino acids.